This is a messenger RNA of Staurois parvus, 397 nucleotides long. The record is from the annotation of a GenBank genome assembly. NCBI's taxonomy places the organism in Eukaryota, Metazoa, Chordata, Amphibia, Anura, Ranidae.
AGCAUUUACUGAUGUGAGCCAGUCAUUCGCCUGCCCUCUGUUUUGGACUGAACACAACGGGAACUGCUACAGGUUUUUCCCAAUGAAUAAAACAUGGGCAGAAGCAGACUUUUACUGUGCGGAGUUUUCGCUCGGCAGGACAACUGCCAAAUUAGUUUCUAUCCACAGUUGGGAUGAAAAUAUUUUUGUAUUCGAUCUUGUAAACAGCCAAGUCCCUGGAAUACCUACAGAUAUCUGGAUAGGAUUAAGUGACAGAAGACAGGAAGGAGAGUUUGAGUGGACAGAUGGAACAACAUAUGACUAUAAUUACUGGGAUGGAAAUCAGCCAGAUGAUGCCACAAACAGUAGUCCAGAAGAUGAGGACUGUGUACAGAUUUGGUACAGAUACUACAGCGGU